AUGAAAUUCGCGUGUGACUUUUAUAAACUUUAUAAGACAUACCCUCUUCUCAUAAAGAGAAUACAACACAGUAAACCAACUUAUUUUUUCCGGAGUUUCGUAUCUUCGGCAACAGUUAAAAGUUUAUAUGACAAUAAUGCUGUGGCUGAAUUAAAUCAACGAGGCCUAGUGAACGCGCUGACAAGUCCUGAGGUUCAGGAACGUGUAAAUUCGCCUGCAACUAUCUAUUGUGGCGUUGAUCCCACCGCUUCUAGUCUACAUGUUGGCAAUCUGUUAACUUUAAUUGGUUUAUUACAUUUUUAUGUCCGGGGACAUAAUCUCGGAGGCGCAACUGGCUCCAUAGGUGAUCCAUCUGGUCGGAAAACUGAACGUCAAAUAUUAGAGAUCGAUACCAUCACAUCGAAUAUUAAACACCUUGAUGUGCAGAUUCAAAAAUUUUUUAAUAAUGGUAUUAUUUAUGCAACCAAACAUGGAGAUAUCAAAAAAUCAAGUUAUAAAAUACUAAAUAACAACAAUUGGUAUGAGAAUAUGUCGAUCACGGAUUUUUUACGAGAGAUCGGAAGAUUUGCCAGGAUUGGAUCAAUGUUGACGCGGGAAAGUGUCAAAGUUCGUAUGGAAAAUGCUCAAGGAAUCAGCUUUACAGAAUUUUCAUAUCAGUUACUCCAAGCAUAUGAUUAUUGGUAUCUUUAUAAUCAUUUUAAUUGUCGAAUACAACUUGGCGGUAGCGAUCAAUGGGGUAAUAUUAUUGCUGGUAUCGAUCUUAUCAACAGAAAAAACCAUAUAGAAUCUCAGAAAGAAAAAGCUUAUGGUGUCACAAUGCCAUUAUUAUUAACUUCUGCCGGUGAAAAAUUUGGGAAAUCCGCCGGGAACGCGGUCUGGUUGGACGAGAAUAAAACUAGCGCUUAUGAUUUUUAUCAGGAUAUGCCAGAAAAGCAUUAUGCGCAAACUCAACUGGCAAAUGAAGUUACUGAAUUGGUCCAUGGAGAAAUUGGACUUAAAAAAGCACAAUUAGCCACACGUAUUCUUUUCGGCUCUUCUCUGGAAGAUGUUCAAGGUUACGAUCUUCUUGAAGCUUUCAAUGGUGAUGCAAGGUUAACUUCGUCGCCUAAAGAUAACGUCAUGAAUAUUUGCGUUGAUCGAGUGGCGUGCAAUGCUAAUGUCUGUAAAACGAGAAAUGAAACGCAAAAAUUCAUCAAAAACGGUGGUCUUUAUUUAAAUAAUCAACGUGUAACUGAUCCAUUUUAUAAAAUUUGCGAAAAAGAUCUUAUUGAUGGUUUAGUCUGCGUUUUCAGAUUAGGCAAAAGUAAUUAUAGACUUCUAAAAGUAUUGUAA
This is a messenger RNA of Ambispora gerdemannii, 1332 nucleotides long. The record is from the annotation of a GenBank genome assembly. NCBI's taxonomy places the organism in Eukaryota, Fungi, Glomeromycota, Glomeromycetes, Archaeosporales, Ambisporaceae.